AAUUAUACGGACGACGGGAAAUCAAGCUCUCCUCUCUUCGCAAAAUUUCGCAUUGCAUCAACCUCUAGAUUCCAACACAACCGCAGCGAUCUCGAUCCAGAUCCAGUGCUUCUUUUGGUUCGCCAUUGAGAUUCGAGUUAGAUUGUCGGUUGUUCCUGCAAAAUCAGGCUCAAUUUGGCGGUUUAGGUUCUAGAUCUCGAUCCGAUCACCACCCGUUGGUUAAAUAUUAAAAUGCCUGUGAAACCUGCACAAUCUUCAUUUCGGGAUAGGACGCAAGAAUUCAGGAGCAUAGCAGAUAGGGUAAAGAAGUCGUUUUCAUCAGGACCAGGGCAAAAUGGGCCAAGUAGCAGCAGUUCCAAAGCUGAGGAACAGCGAUCUGCGAUUGCACAUCAAUCAGAGUUUAACAGGAGGGCGUCUAAGAUUGGGUUUGGAAUUCAUCAGACCUCACAGAAGCUUGCAAAGUUAGCAAAAUUGGCAAAGAGAACUUCAGUUUUUGAUGAUCCCACCAUGGAAAUACAGGAGCUUACGGCAGUCAUCAAGCAGGAUAUCACUGCACUUAACUCUGUAGUAGUGGACCUUCAAUUCUUUUGCAGUGCCAGGAAUGAAAGUGGUGUCUCGAGCGAUACUACUAGUCACUCAACCACAGUUGUAGAUGACCUGAAGAAUCGAUUGAUGAGUGCCACGAAAGAGUUCAAAGAAGUCCUCACCAUGAGAACAGAGAAUCUGAAGGUUCAUGAGAAUAGAAGACAGUUGUUUUCUUCCACUGCUUCAAAGGAUUCUGCAAAUCCUUUUAUUCGUCAGCGUCCUCUUGCUGCCAAAUCAGACUCUGGUGCCCCAAGUAACCCCCCUCCAUGGGCUAAUGGGUCAUCGUCUUCAUCUCAGUUGUUUCCCAGAAAGCAGAUGGAAGGGGAUAGCCAACCAUUGCUGCAGCAGCAACAGCAACAGCAACUGGUUCCAUUGCAAGACACUUAUAUGCAAAGCAGAGCUGAAGCUCUUCAAAAUGUAGAGUCCACUAUCCAUGAGCUUGGCAGCAUCUUCAACCAAUUGGCAACAUUGGUUUCCCAGCAAGGAGAGAUUGCUAUCAGGAUUGAUGAGAACAUGGAUGACACCUUAGCAAAUGUUGAGGGAGCACAAGGGGCUUUGCUCAAAUACCUAAACAGUAUAUCAUCUAAUAGGUGGUUGAUGAUCAAGAUAUUUUUUGUAUUGAUUUUUUUCCUUAUGGUUUUCCUAUUUUUUGUGGCGUAGUCAAUGAAGAACAGACAGCUAAUGGAAAAAGAAAGAAAAUGAUAUCAUUCCCUUUUCUUAUUGUUCUAUUCUUUUUGUUUCUCCUUUUGCUUUAACAAUUUCAUUCCAGUGAGGUAUGAUCAGAUUCAGGGUUAGGAUCUUAUAUUACGUAAAUCUGUACAAGGUGUUGGAAACAAUGAGAAGUGAAGGAAAUGUUCCUUUAUCAAGAAUUUUC
Rubroshorea leprosula is the source of this 1459-nucleotide messenger RNA. The record is from the annotation of a GenBank genome assembly. Lineage: Eukaryota; Viridiplantae; Streptophyta; Magnoliopsida; Malvales; Dipterocarpaceae.